AUGCACUUAUUCCAUCCUUCUUGGCAGACCAAUAUAUUAUGCAUUUGUUUGCCAAAAUCCCUUAUAUUCGUCGCUCAAAACGGCUUAGGAAAUAAUGUGUCAAAAAAAAAGCUGCAGUAUAAUAGCGACCCGUUUUUCUUAUCAGUCAACCAUUUUGUUUAUUGCCCAAACUACCCCAGAGCAUCAUCCACAAGCAUGUCUCACUCACUGACUUCAGUUUUCCAAAAAAUCGACGCCUUGAAGCCUCAGUUCUUCAACAGACUGACCAAGGCCAUUCAAAUCCCUGCGGUUUCUUCAGACGAAUCAUUAAGGCCUAAGCUUUUCGAAAAAGCCAAGUUUAUCUCCGAGCAAUUGUCCCAAUCAGGGUUCUAUGACAUCAAGUUGGUGGACCUGGGCAUUCAGCCUCCACCAAUCGCUACACCCAACUUGUCUCUGCCACCUGUGAUCCUGUCUAGGUUCGGCAACGACCCUGCGAAGAAGACCGUAUUAGUAUAUGGUCAUUAUGAUGUCCAGCCUGCUCAAUUGGACGACGGUUGGGAUACUGAGCCCUUUAAGCUGAUUAUUGAUGAAGCUAAUGGCAUUAUGAAAGGUAGAGGGAUCACCGAUGACACUGGUCCAUUGUUGUCCUGGAUCAACGUUGUGGAAGCGUUCAGUGCAUCCGGGAAAGAGUUCCCCGUUAACCUGGUCACCUGUUUCGAAGGUAUGGAGGAAAGUGGUUCUUUAAAACUGGAUGAACUGAUCGAAAAGGAAGCCACUGGCUACUUCAAAGGCGUGGACGCUGUCUGCAUCUCCGAUAAUUAUUGGCUAGGCACCAAGAAACCUGUUUUGACUUACGGUCUAAGGGGUUGCAACUACUAUCAAACUAUCAUUGAAGGUCCAGGCGCUGAUUUGCACUCCGGUAUCUUUGGGGGUGUUGUCGCCGAACCAAUGAUCGACUUGAUGCGCGUCUUGGGUUCUCUUGUAGAUUCCAAGGGUAAAAUCUUGGUUGACGGUAUUGAUGAAAUGGUUGCUCCUUUGACUGAAAAGGAAAAGGCCCUAUACAAGGAUAUAGAAUUCAGCGUAGAAGAGUUGAACGCUGCUACCGGCUCCAAGACUAGUUUGUACGAAAAGAAGGAAGACAUCUUGAUGCAUAGAUGGAGAUACCCUUCAUUAUCCAUUCAUGGUGUAGAAGGUGCCUUUUCCGCUCAAGGUGCGAAGACUGUCAUCCCAGCAAAGGUCUUUGGUAAAUUCUCUAUCAGAACGGUUCCAGACAUGGACUCUGAAAGACUGACCUCUUUGGUUCAAAAGCACUGUGAUGCCAAAUUCAAGUCGUUGGGCUCCCCAAACAAAUGUAGGACUGAACUAAUUCAUGAUGGUGCCUACUGGGUUUCGGAUCCAUUCAAUGCUCAAUUUACCGCUGCCAAGAAGGCCACCAAGUUGGUCUACGGCGUUGAUCCUGAUUUCACCAGAGAGGGUGGCUCUAUCCCAAUUACUUUGACCUUUGAAAAGGCCUUGAAGACAAGUGUCUUGCUGUUACCAAUGGGUAGAGGUGAUGACGGUGCCCAUUCAAUCAACGAGAAGUUGGAUAUUUCCAACUUUAUUGGCGGUAUGAAAACUAUGGCUGCUUACUUGCAGUACUACGCUGAAUCGCCAGAAAACUAA
Saccharomyces eubayanus is the source of this 1641-nucleotide messenger RNA. It is a transcript of the gene DUG1, whose product is annotated as metallodipeptidase. Gene Ontology annotation, biological process: proteolysis. The transcript has a single exon. Gene Ontology annotation, molecular function: peptidase activity. Lineage: Eukaryota; Fungi; Ascomycota; Saccharomycetes; Saccharomycetales; Saccharomycetaceae. The coding region runs from base 1 to 1641 and encodes 546 amino acids. The record is from RefSeq and is a predicted model, not a curated record.